Messenger RNA from Polyodon spathula (Mississippi paddlefish), 1762 nucleotides. Its product is annotated as potassium voltage-gated channel subfamily A member 10-like. The transcript has a single exon. NCBI's taxonomy places the organism in Eukaryota, Metazoa, Chordata, Actinopteri, Acipenseriformes, Polyodontidae. Gene Ontology annotation, molecular function: delayed rectifier potassium channel activity; protein binding. The record is from RefSeq and is a predicted model, not a curated record. The coding region runs from base 116 to 1762 and encodes 548 amino acids. Gene Ontology annotation, biological process: protein homooligomerization; potassium ion transmembrane transport. Gene Ontology annotation, cellular component: voltage-gated potassium channel complex; membrane.
GAAAGACUGCAUUGCUGGCCUCUGUUCUUACAAGGAUUGCGUUCCUCUUUCUCGUGAUUUUGUUUAUUUGUAUCUUCCAUGCUGGCGUCUCUCUGGGCUGGGAGGGGGAGCUGAUAUGACCAAUUGCCGGCAGAUGGAGGUGGCACUUGUGAGUGUUGAGAAUUUGAACGGCUUGGGAAUGGGAGACCAAGGUGAUCGUGGCUAUCCUCGCUACCCCACCGAAAUGAGCACCCCUACCAGGACCACGGAUCGCCCUCCCAGCUACUGCAACAACCUCCAGUACCAGCAGGGCCAGCAGCCACAGCCCAGCCUGCCCAGGAGGGGACGAUCUAGCUGCGCCAGCAUGAUCUCCAGCUGGAAGAUCUUUCUGAACAGCGAGGGGACCCAGAGUGAGGCCGUCUUCACAAAACUGGCCAUGGAGUGUGAAGAGGACUUGCUGGGGGUCCAAGGGGGGAGGAACGAGGGUGACCAGAAAGUGAUCAUUAAUAUUGCUGGCUUGCGCUUUGAGACCCAGCUCAAGACCCUGGAGCAGUUCCCUGAGACCCUUUUGGGUGACCCCCAGAAACGGAUGCAGUAUUUCGACCCCAUGAGGAAUGAAUACUUCUUUGAUCGCAGUCGGCCCAGCUUUGAUGGGAUCCUCUACUAUUACCAGUCUGGGGGGAAGAUCAGACGUCCAGCCAGCGUUCCUUUAGACAUCUUUGAGGCUGAGAUCGUCUUUUACGAGUUGGGGAACGAAGCCAUGGAGCAGUUCCGGGAAGAUGAGGGCUUCAUCAAAGAGGUAGCGGUCCCGUUACCCACGAAUGACAUCCACCGGCAAUUCUGGCUCCUCUUCGAGUACCCGGAGAGCUCCAACGCCGCCAGGGUCGUCGCUUUGGUCUCUGUUUUUGUCAUCGUGGUUUCUAUUGUCAUCUUCUGCCUGGAGACCCUUCCCGAGUUUCGAGAGGAACAGGAUUUUUUCUCCACGACAGCCGAUUUCUUCAACCUGAGCCAGGAGGCUUCCCCCUCCUCUUCUAACCCAGCGAGCCCCUUCUCAGACCCCUUCUUUAUCAUCGAGACAGCCUGCAUUGUGUGGUUCUUCUUUGAGGCCUUCGUGCGGUUUGUGGUCUGCCCGAGCAAGCAGGAGUUCUUCCGCAACAUCAUGAACAUCAUCGACAUCAUUUCCAUCAUCCCUUACUUUGUCACCUUGAUCACCGAGUUGGUAGCCACUCCAGAGCCCACCGCGGGACAGACCAUGUCCCUGGCUAUACUCCGCAUCAUCAGGCUGGUCCGUGUCUUUCGGAUCUUCAAGCUCUCCCGGCACUCCAAGGGGCUGCAGAUUCUGGGGCAGACCCUCAAGGCCAGUAUGCAGGAGCUGGGGCUGCUGAUCUUCUUCCUUUUCAUCGGGGUCAUCCUCUUCUCCAGUGCGAUCUACUUUGCAGAAGUGGACGAACCCCAGACUCAGUUCACCAGCAUACCCGAGGGUUUCUGGUGGGCUGUGGUGACCAUGACCACAGUAGGGUACGGAGACAUGUGCCCGAUCACUCUUGGGGGCAAGAUGGUGGGUACCUUGUGCGCCAUCGCUGGCGUCCUGACCAUCGCCUUGCCCGUGCCCGUCAUCGUCUCCAACUUCAACUACUUCUACCACCGGGAGAACGAGGAGAAGCCCACGAUACCCACAGAGGGAGAGGCAUCCAAGACGGCCGCAGAAGACGGCAGCACAACCUGUCUGAACCAAUCUAACGGGUCUCAGCUGACCGACAAAUCAAAGAACAGCAAGCUCUGA